AUGUCGACCAAAGCUCCAUGUGAUCGUCAUCCCAGUCUUACUAUGGAUGGACGUAGUUCCAGCAUAAAUGCUGGUAUUGAUUCAGGUUUUACAAAUGAUCCGGCUCAUCGUGGUUCAUUAACACCAUCAGAAUUAGAUGCAAUUCAUCAGACAAAUAGUUUUAAACAAGCUAAAUUAUUAGAAGAAAAAGAUAAGCAUCAAUUGGCUAAUAAAACGAAAACAAUUGAACGAACCCAAUCAUCAAAACAAUAA
This is a messenger RNA of Rotaria sordida, 252 nucleotides long. The record is from the annotation of a GenBank genome assembly. Lineage: Eukaryota; Metazoa; Rotifera; Eurotatoria; Philodinida; Philodinidae.